AUGGCACCAACUUCUCAUGGAAGAAGCCUGGCCCAUGAUCGGGACGGCCUCACCAAUGGCUCGCUCAUCCAAGUACCUCCACCAUCAACCCUUGCAGCGCAGCUAGUCGAGAACAUAACGGCACCACCGAGAUCAUCGCGGCCCGAUGAGACUGCAGAGCUCAAGAGAUGCUUCGGAAUUAUCGAGAAGGUCAAGAAUCAGCCUGCUCUGCUCACAACACCUGCGCAACGUAUUGAACAUAAUCAUAUGCUCAUCUACGUUUAUGUCCGAGUGGUCCUCGAAAGCCUACGUUGGGAUGACCCGUUUGCCGACGUAACCCACUUGAGCUCUGAGGCUUUGAGAGCCAUCAACUUCUUGCGCAUGACAAUCAAAGAAACACCAAAUGUGCUUCUCACCACUCCAGAAGAGCAACAAUUUCUUUUUCGUGGGCAAUCGCCACUCUGGCUAUGGAUUUUGCCCAAAGUGCUGAAGGUCUUGGGUCGUGACAAGUGCCCUGAUUUGACCAAAGCCAUUAAAGAUCUGCUACAAGAUGUCUUCUUGGUCAUUUGCCAUACUGGCUCGCUAUGGCCGCUUCUUCCUCCAUAUCUAAAAUACAUACAAGACUGUAUCAAGUCUACUCUGGAUUGCCUCACAGAUAUUCGUCCCUUGUCGUCGAAACAUGACGUUGCCAUCAGUCUACGGCUACCACCCGACACCGUUCUUGCAUCAGUGUCCCAUGAUGAUAAGCUGGAGUCCCUUCAACAACACUGUACCUUCGAUGUCACUUCGUCGUCCCAUGGCAUCAGGCAUGCUUUCAGCCUACUUGCAACUUUGACACAGCAUAUGAGAUCGAGCCAAGGAUUACAAAAUCUGAUGUCUCCUAUAGACUAUACCCCUUGGCUCGUGGACACAUACUUUGCGCUUCACCGACUUCAAAGCAAAUGGCCUAGUACACGAUUCAAUCAUUUAUCUUCUUCAUUGCAAGCCAUCCUUGGUUUGGCGAAGACAAUUCAAGCAUCAGUGACGAGUAAUCCAGAUUCACAACAUAAAUUUGUCUCCUUUCUCGUCUAUCUAAUCAUGGAAUUGGUGGAUUAUUCUGAAAAUUUGCUCCGGACCGAGCAAGAUUUCACUGCCGAAAAAGAGCUACUUUGUUCAUCGCUUCUUACUCUGACAGGGCUAGCCAACGUCAGCAAACCAGUUGCCAAUUUUGUCUCUUUGCAACUGGUACAUAGGCUUGAAAGACUGGCAACUGAGGGUGAACUGAUGUCCCCUGAGACCGACUUAUGGAAAUGUUACGAAUUGCUGCGACGUGCCUCCUCUGGAUCGCUAUCGGCAACCCAGACCCAAGCUGGAGCUGUUACACGUUUCGAGAGUAGCAGCUUGUGCCGUCAGUUUGAAAGCCUCAAGAUCCUGCUACCCACUACCCUUUUCAACUUUUCGGAUCGUGUUCGAAACAAGCGUAGAAAGGUCGAAGCGACACCGAAAGCCUUGGUUCAGAUUCUUAAGGUUCUCUAUCGGAUCCUAGACACGGAGUACAGCGAUGCUCAUGGUGACCUUGCUACACUCGUCAAGACAAAGUUCACCGACAUUGGUGAGAAAGAUCAAUGUACACUGCUUGAUCUUUUGGGUCACGCUUGCUGUGCAACAUUCGACGGUUUUGCGAUCAAAUCCCUGCUUGGUAAGAAGGGCUCAUCCACUUUCCAAUGUCGCACUUGUAGUCACAACACAAUGCCACAAGAAAAGCCGAGCUGCUGCGAACCUGGUGCGCGAUCCAGCAUUCUUGCAGCGUUCAGGGCCGUAGUAGAUAUGCCAGACUUCAACGUAUUGCGUCGACCUCGAGUUGCUGCUAUGACAACCUUGAGACGUCUUGUGACGCAUUCACCAGAUUCUGACUUUUUGGACCUGGAAACAUCGACCAUUGGACUUUGGUGCAUGAAAUCUCUUUCGAGUUCGAAUCGAGAGCUCCGCAUCGCUUCAUGCCGAACAUUGCCAGCCUUUUUAAACAACUGGAUGAGCAAUAGUUCCAAUGAUGGUGUAGUACAACAAAAUCGUGCAUUUGCACUUCAAGCUCUGAGCUCCAUCUCAGACCAGGCGUUGCCUCAUCUUGCUGAAACAUGCAUCAUGGCAUGGUCUCAUGUUGGACGUAUGGUUAGCGAUGAUCAACUCAAUCUCGUUCUCGUCAAAUUGGUCGACUAUCUGAGUCGUGAGAAUGCAAUCAUAUCUGCGGCAGCUUUUGAUGAGAUUCUCAACUUGGCUCGAUCUCGCACAGUCUCCCCACGAGAGCUAUUUCAACCCUACUGGAAGAACAUCGCUUUUUCAGCAGUCAAGGAUUUGGACUCGCAACCAAAGUUGACACGCUUACUUGCCGAACUGCUCGAAAUCACCGUGCCAGACUUGCUAUUGAUGAUACAGAGAGAGGCACUCCCUUGGCUGGUACUCAAGGGAAAAUCAGGGGCCAUCCAACAGAUUGCAGACGCUCGCGCCGAAAAAGCGUCAUGGCAGCCAUGCUUGGACAAGAACAAUCUUGGGCCUAUUGUCGCCCUUCUCCUAAUCCAGAAUGUGCCUGACGUGGAAGCGCAUGCAAUGACCCUCCUACGGCAUAUUUCACCUCACUUUGAAGGAUUCGGUCUAGGCGAUUUGAUCCUUGUAGAGCCAGUACUAAUAUGCCUUGAACUUUUGAAAGCAGCUGGCGAGGCAGAGGAGGAGCGAAAACCUCAUAUUCGCCAGGCACUCGAUUUGAUGGUCAAUCUUUAUUACAAGGCGAAUGGGGAUCUUAAGCAGAAGAAAUCCAACACUACUGGUCUAUUUCUUCUCGAUCAGGUGCUUGGUUUGGUUUCCAAUCUGACUGAAAUAUUCAACAUAUUCCCCGAUUCCCUCUCCAUCAUGGAGGAACGGCAACGUUCUAUCAGAGCCAUGGAGGAGCUUCUUCGCAUCGGAAAGAAGAAUAUUCGAAUGGCCCGUCCGCAAAUCUCUUCAUGCAUAUUGUCAUGUAUGCCAGAUGACAAAUUACGUGCGUCUGCAUUUUCUUGCUGGACAGCCAUGAUCCUCUAUCUUGGCGCCGAUGAUGUCGAAAGUCUGAUCGAAACCACCUUCUUCAUCAUCGGUCACUACUGGACCGCGUUUGACGAGACGAGUCACGAACGGGCUAGAAAGCUACUGGAGUAUAUGCUUGAGAAGCACUCUAUACUAUUGGAAGAGAUGAUCAGCAAGCUUCCUUCCUUUGGCCAUAUCAGCGCCUUGGCUCGGGUAGAAAAGAAUCUAAACGCGCUGCGGAAACCCGUUGAUAACAGAACGGCUUUCAAUCUACUCGCCGAAAGGAUUGGGCAUGAAAACUCUGGAGUAGUUCUGCAAGCCUUGAGAGAGCUUACUUCAUAUUUGCAGAUACAACAGGGAUAUCUCCAAGCCUCAGCUGUGAGUGAACAACCCGACUCUGUUGUAUCGACAUUGGCCCGCGCCCUGCUUGACUGCUCAUCGAAGUUUGCCACGGAUGGGGACGAGAUCAGUCGGCUGUGUAACCAGAGCCUGGGUCUUCUUGGUUGUCUUGACCCCAAUCGUGUGGAAACAGUGAGGGACGAACGUCAGAUUACUGUUGAACACAACUUUACCAAGGCUACCGAGGUCAAUAACUUCAUCAUGACCCUCCUGGAAGAUGUGAUGGUCAAGUCGUUCCUCUCAGCCACCGAUGGCAACUUUCAGGGUCUUGUAUCUUAUGCAAUGCAAGAAUUGUUAAAUAGGAUCGAUAUGUCUGCUGCUAUUCAUAUGCAUCAACAUCCAGUCCGGGGAGAUGCAAGGCAAGCUGAAGCUGAUGAUCUCUACCGAUUGUGGACUUCCAUGUCAGAGGGGGCCCGAGAGGUCUUGGUGCCAUUUCUAAGCUCAAGGUACAAGUUACAAGCAAUCACCACGGCAAAUGCGGAAUACCCAAUCUUCCGCCCCGGCAGGACUUAUGGCUCCUGGAUGCGCAUUUUCACUCUUGACCUGCUUCGGAGGCCGCAAAGCACGUUUACGGAAUACAUCUUUGAGCCAAUCUGUCGUGUCAUCAAACUCAAAGACCUCUCGAUCGCCGAGUUCAUGUUUCCGUUCCUGGUACUCCAUGUCAUCACGGGCGAUGAAAGCACCGAUGACGUGAAAAAGAGUAUUCUGCAAGAGCUGCUUAACGUAUUGCAAAAUGAGCCUCCGAAAGAGGCCUCAUAUAGCGAAAAAGAGGACAAAAAGCUAUACUAUGAGGCCGUUUUUCGAGUCCUCGACUAUGCCAUGCGGUGGCUCCAGAUCAAGCGAAGCCGGCAAAACCAAACACCCCAGGAUGAUCUUUGGAUCAAAAGAGUCCAAACGAUUCUCAAUGCCAUCCCGGCCGAAUUGAUUUCUCAGCGAGCUGUUGAUUGUAAAUCCUUUUCACGAGCCUUGUUUCAUCUUGAACAACAUAUUCGCGAAGUCGAUCAAGAGAAGAAAACAAGUAGUGAAGACCGGGAGCGCCUUUUGUUGCGUUUACAGGAUAUAUACGCUCAGAUUGAUGAGCCCGAUGGCCUGGAGGGCAUUUCAGCUCAUCUACAUGUGCUUGAUAUUAACCAGCAGAUAUUGAGCCACCGUAAGGCUGGACGAUGGACCGAGGCACAGACCUGGUAUGAGGUCAAGCUGGCUGAAGACCCCGACAACGUUGAUAUACAGACUGAACUUCUCACCUGCCUGAAAGAGUCUGGCCAACACGAUGUAUUAUUGAACUAUGUUGAAGGUAUUGAGAAACACACUGCGGUGAACACGAUCAGUCAAAUAGUUCCUUACGCCGUGGAGGCAUCUUGGGCCACGGGCAGAUGGGAGACCAUGCGCAAGUUCAUCGCCAAGUAUCAAGGUGACUCCACGGAGAACUUUAACGUGUCCGUCGCUCAAGCGCUCAGUCAUCUUGAGAAAGGCUCAACACAAGCGUUCAUCGAGCAGAUGACAAUGAUGCGCGAUAGAGUGAGCUCUUCAAUGACCUCCACGGCUACCUCAUCCCUCCAUGCUUGCCACGAUGCUCUACUCAAGUGUCAUGUGCUCACAGACCUUGAGCUCAUCGCCGGUGUCAACAAUGAUGGUAGCCAACAUCCACAGGAAGUGAUAAAAACGCUUGACCGGCGCCUGGAGGUGCUUGGCUCAUAUGUUAAUGACAAGCAGUACAUUCUAUGCAUCAGGCGUGCAGCUAUGGAACUGUCUCGAUCACGAUUCAGUAGUCUAGACAUUUCCUCCAUGUGGUUGACCAGUGCGAGACUCGCUCGCAAAUCGAAUUCGCUGCACCAGUCUUUCAAUGCUGUCCUUCACGCAUCGCAGCUUGGAGAUAACAAUUCGACGAUCGAGAACGCACGGAUAUUGUGGAAACAAGGUCAUAACAGACAGGCCAUUCAGACGCUGCAGAGUGCAAUCAAUAGCAGCGUCUUCUCGAGCAAGAGUUUCGCAACAGAUGGGGAUUCGUCGGAGAGAAAUCCCGAAUCGCAACAAAACAUGACCAUAGCCAGGGCGCAGCUACUCCUGGCGAAAUGGUUGGACAGUGCUGGCCAGACACAUGCAAGCGCUCUGCGCCAGCGGUACCAGAAUGUUCCCAAAAACUAUAGUCAAUGGGAGAAGGGACACUACUACCUCGGAAGGCACUACAAGAAAGUUCUCGAGUCUGAAAAGGCACUGAGUCCAGACAUGCAGAGCGAUGAGUAUCUAUCUGGUGAAACCGUCAGGCUCGUCAUUGAGAACUACAUCCGGUCGCUCAACUACGGCACGAAGUACCUCUACCAGACUCUACCAAGGAUAUUGACUCUCUGGCUGGAGUUUGGAGCUCAGUUGGAAAAGGCGCCCGAGGGCAAGGUCUCCUUCUCACGAGAGCUUCAUCAUCGAAGAAAGACCCAACUAGAUUCACUCCACGUGUACUUGCUCAAGUAUCUGCAACGACUUCCUGCAUAUAUUUUCUAUACAGCUCUUCCGCAAAUGGUUGCGCGCAUUGCGCAUCCAAACGAGCAUGUCUUCAAAGUUUUGGAGCAAUUCAUCCUCAAAGUCAUCGAAGCCCACCCCCGACAGGCGCUGUGGAGCUUGUUUGCAAUCAUGACAUCAAGGCAGUCGGGAACCGAGCGCCGAUUACGUGGCCAGCAGAUAUUAACAAAGCUGCGCGGAAUAUCGAAGCCAGUAGAUGGAGGUACCGGUGAUCUCAAGUCGUUGCUACGAAAAGGCGAAAAGUUGGCGAAUCAACUCCUGCUGGCAUGCAAUAAUGGCGACUUUCAAAGCAACCGAACCACACAUGCCAGUAUCACCCGAGACCUUAACUUCAACCACAACUGCUGUCCCUGCCCGCUCGUCGUUCCUGUCGAGGCCUGUCUGACAGCAACCCUCCCAACACUGACAGACAACGUCAAGAAACACAAGGCAUUUUCUCGCGAUGUAAUCACAAUUGACAGUUUCUUGGACGAUGUUCUUGUCCUGGGAUCACUUGCGAAGCCCCGAAGACUGACCGCCCGUGGUUCGGACGGAAAGCUCUAUAUGCUGCUCAUCAAGCCCAAAGACGACCUCAGAACAGACCAGCGUUUGAUGGAGUUCAAUAGCAUGAUCAACCGUUCACUCAAACGAGAUGCAGAAUCCAGCCGUAGGCAACUGUAUAUCAAGACAUAUGCAGUGACGCCAUUGAACGAAGAGUGCGGAAUCAUUGAAUGGAUCGACGGGCUCAAGACACUUCGCGAUAUUCUCCUCAACAUCUACCGAUCUCGCGGGAUUGUUCCCAACUACAACUCUCUUGCCCAGAUGAUGAAGGAUGCGACCAUGAGCGACAAAAACACAAAAAUAUUUACGGAUUCAGUAUUGGGAAUGUUCCCUCCCGUCCUGCCGUUUUGGUUCAUUUCGCAAUUUCCCAACUCAUCGGCAUGGUUUGCGGCACGUUUGAGAUAUACUCGUUCAUGUGCGGUCAUGUCCAUGGUAGGAACAAUCCUUGGUUUGGGAGAUCGUCACGGCGAAAAUGUACUUCUCGAAGAAGGCAAUGGUGGUGUCUUUCACGUCGACUUCAAUUGUCUGUUUGACAAGGGCCUCACGUUUGCGCAGCCGGAACGAGUUCCGUUUCGCCUGACCCACAACAUGGUGGCGGCCAUGGGAGCGCAUGGCUACGAGGGACCUUUUAGAAAGUGCUCCGAGCUAACAUUGAGCAUCCUCCGCCAACAAGAGGAGACAUUGAUGACCAUUCUCGAGGCGUUCAUCUACGACCCCACGCUCGAUCUGCAAAAGGACAAGAAACGCAAACACGAGAUCGUCAAAAUGAACCCACCGGCCGUAGUAGAGAAUAUCAAGAGGAAGGUGAGAGGUCUGCUGCCUAACGAAAGCAUCCCACUCAGUGUAGAGGGCCAGGUUGAGGAGCUUGUCAAGCAGGCGGUACACCCACGGAACCUUGCAGCCAUGUAUAUCGGAUGGUGUCCAUUUUUGUAG
Messenger RNA from Pestalotiopsis fici W106-1, 7398 nucleotides. RefSeq lists its product as uncharacterized. The transcript is spliced from 12 exons. Gene Ontology annotation, cellular component: nucleus. Gene Ontology annotation, molecular function: protein serine/threonine kinase activity; protein binding. Gene Ontology annotation, biological process: DNA damage checkpoint signaling; telomere maintenance; protein phosphorylation. Bases 1 to 7398 code for a protein of 2465 amino acids. The record is from RefSeq and is a predicted model, not a curated record. Lineage: Eukaryota; Fungi; Ascomycota; Sordariomycetes; Amphisphaeriales; Sporocadaceae.